AACCUGUAUUUUAUAAACAUAGAAAAUGGAUGUCUGUCAGCGCUUAGAUUCAGAAAACAGUUGAAAUUGAAACUUUUGUAGCGGUUCGCUUUCCUUUUAUUGUAUUUUUGAUCAUUUUGUAAAUAUAUUCAAACGCGGUGACGUAUUUUUUUUGUUUUGGUUUGUAAGUUACGCCAAAAUUGUAUAUUAGUGACAAAAACCAGAAAAUGAUGGAAGUGGACGGUGCCGAAAAUUGGAACAACAACCAGGCAGAUGGAGGAAAAUUUGCGAAUUUGAAAGCUUUUGUGACUGCUGCCCGUGAAUUUGAGGCAACUCAUAGUGAAAAUGCUGUUAAUUUGAUGAACAGAUACCUUGGGCUGAUAGCAUCUUCAUGUGACCUAACAAUAUUCUCCCCCGGUCGCUCCGAGGUGUGUGCGUUCUUCAGUUCUCUGUGGAGGGUGAUGUGUGAUGGGAGAAGUCCUCAUUGGGCUUGCGUAGCCGUCUUGUCACGAGCCUCAAUAGAACCAAGUGCUAGAUAUGCUCUAACUCAUACAUACAAAUUCAUGCCAAUCCUCUCUCGACUUUUGACUGACUCAAUAUCUAACGAUAAGAAAAUCAAAGUGCUGUCAGUUAUGCAGGACAUAUCUUAUGGCAUAAAGAUAAGCUGGCAAGAGUCCUACCUGCCAGGGCUCAUGAAGCAGUUAACGGACUGGAUCACCCAGCCGAUGUCGGAGCCCCAGCAGCGGACGAUUGGCCACAAGUCUCUUACAGUGCUUGUCAAUGUGUGUUAUGGGAAUCUGCCUGCGAUCUACGCUUUAAUGAGAACUGUGGAUACUAAGGAGUUUGUUGUUCAUCUUAUUAAUUUGAAGGAAGGAGGCUACGGCGGCGUGGAGACGUGCCGGCUGCUGCUGUGCGUGGCGGGCGCGUCACGCGGCGCCAGCGCGCGCCAGCCCGACGUGCACAGCUAUCUGCGCUGCACCAUGCGCACCUACAAGGUGGCCGUGCUUGAACGGGACAGCACGCAGCUGCUGCACGCGCACACGUUCCUGAGCGACCUGUGCGCGGACACCAACCUGCGCGGGUACGUGCUCACCUACCCGCACUUCAGCACUGAGCUCAAGGACGGCCUCGCGGACAUGGACAGCCUUUGCCAAGCGGUGCCGGACGAUUCGGGCGACGCGGAGCAAGUCGCGGGCUGUCUGCGCAACGCCCUCAAGUUCCUCACUGUGCUCGUCAAUUUAGAUCUAUAUGCCCUGCGCUGCCACCACAUACAGAUGGUGUGUCUGUGUAUGAAGGCGAGCCGCAUCAGUCUGCCCGAAGCUCUGGAGCUGUUCGCGGCGAUCGUACAACAAUAUAAAGACGAAGGGCGGCUGCCACAGGAGUUGAUAUCGGUGAUCAGCGACGGCUUGCCCAGUCUGCUGGUGCCGCCCUCGCUGGAGCCGGGCAAGGCGGGGCUGCAGUGGCUUCAAGUGCUGGGUGCACUAUGCGAGUCUAGUGAGACGCAAGAACGGUUGCUGCACGAGGUCACUCCCGACACGUUUGAAGACACUUUGUAUAACGUGCUGCAGUACACCUCGCAGAAUGGCGCAUGCGGUGUGGAAGCGGCGCAAAAUGCUGUGGUGGUCGGUUGUCGCACCGCGUUGUCUCUAGCUCCAAUCUCAACUGAUUGGGAUGCUGCGCUCAACAGAUUGCUCGCACACCAUCAGGUUCGAAAAAUGCUUUGUGCUGGUUUGACCAGCGGUAAUGGACAGCGACGAAGACAGAUCCUGCAACUAGUCAAACAUCAUUAUUUCCCUUCGGACCAGAUGAGUCAAGUGUUCGGCGAGAGCCUGGUGACGGUGCCGGAGCCGGCGGAGACGGCGGCGGCGGCGGCGGGCGACAGCGUGACGGCCGCGUGCGGCAGCGUGUCGCCGCAGCAGGAGCGCGCCGUGGACCAGCUGGUGGCCAGGCUCGCCGACGCGCUGCAGACCGGGAAGAUCUCGGACAUAGCGACGUCGAGCGUGAUGGAGCUGUACGGAUACAAGAUGACAUGUUUGGAACAACGGCUGCAUUCUCACUCUGUCGCCUUACAGGGCGCCAGUGAACAUAUGGCGUCUCUGCAGCACUCGCUGGCGCUGCUGCAGGCCACCAACACCUCGCAGCAGGACGUCUUGUACACCACGCAGAUGCUGAACGAGAGACACAAACAAACCAUAGACGAGCUCCACAAGCAGCUGGAAGACGCGGAGACGACGCUGCGCGGCUUCCGAGCGAAGAUAGCGGCCGAGCGCCUCGACAAGGAGAACCAGAGGGACGCGCUGCAGAAACAGCACAAGCUGCACCUCAGCAACUUGGAGAUCGAGAUGAAAGCCCGCGAGAAAGAGUUGGAAGACCGACUGAGACAAUCUGAGAGCGAACACAAAACGUUGCAGAAGAAACUUGAUCAACAGACGAGCAAGAACAGUGAGCUAGCAGGCGUGUUGAUAAAGUUUGAGGAGCGAGUGAAGCAACGAGACAAGAAGCUGGAGGAGGCGAGCGAGACGGAAAAUACUCUCAGACGGGAAUUGACGCAGAAAGAUAAUAUGGUAAAACAGUUGGAGAAGACAGUGGCCGAGCGCGAGAACAGAUUGUACCAGGUGACGUCACAACUAGAGGAGAUGAAGCGAGUGCAAGAGAUGGUGGCCAAGUUGAUGAGCAAGAGCAGCAACACGACCGCCAGCUAACGGUAAAAGAGAAACUUAGAAGAUCUCUGCAAAAUUCUUUGUCUCAUGUCCAACUAUUAUGUAUUUUUAUAUUAAGAUGUUUUGCCCAAUACAAUCAUGAUUUAUUUACAAGAUUUCAUAUUGCGUAUAUGAAGGUGAUUGAAUGAUUGAAUGCAAUUAUUUUUAUGAAAAUUAAUGAGGAUAUUGUAUAGAAUAUUUUACUACUAGUGACAAAUAAAUUUUAUAAAUAAA
Molecule: messenger RNA, 2912 nt
Organism: Plodia interpunctella (Indianmeal moth)
Lineage: Eukaryota; Metazoa; Arthropoda; Insecta; Lepidoptera; Pyralidae
Exons: 20
Coding region: 207-2681 (824 amino acids)
Source: RefSeq, a predicted model, not a curated record